This is a messenger RNA of Gongylonema pulchrum, 279 nucleotides long. NCBI's taxonomy places the organism in Eukaryota, Metazoa, Nematoda, Chromadorea, Rhabditida, Gongylonematidae. The record is from the annotation of a GenBank genome assembly.
AUGGUUAUAUGUGGCGUCAAAGACUUGGCGUCUUCGGCUGCUUCAUGGUGGAAACCAAAAGUUUCGCUACUGAAGUAUUUGCAAGCGGCUGUAUUUUCGAAUUUCUUCGUUUUUCUGCACCAUCGUCCGGCACUGCAUAAAAUUCUGAAUUCGCUGAUUUUGGAUCCGCAAAUUGAAGUGCGUGAAGCCGCAGCGACGACACUCUCUGGCCUCAUUCAUUGCCAUUUUUUCGAUGUCGAUGAUUCUCUCAUUGUAAGUUUCAUAUGUUUUGCAUUUUGA